Messenger RNA from Ilex paraguariensis (yerba mate), 198 nucleotides. The record is from the annotation of a GenBank genome assembly. Lineage: Eukaryota; Viridiplantae; Streptophyta; Magnoliopsida; Aquifoliales; Aquifoliaceae.
AUGGCUAGCGAGCGAUCCCAGUUCGCGACAGAGAACAAGACAGCAAGCGAGCGUACCUUUGUUCGCUUCUUCUCCACCAAGCACGGAAGUUUAAGGAUAACUGUAGGUCGGUGGCUACCUAAGGAAACUCCGAUUCGAUCCGCCCCCUGGCUGGGAGGCAUCUACCUCAUCCCGAUCACAAGGAGAGGUUCACUAUGA